AUGAAGUUCACUGGAUUUACUUCUUCCCUCGCCCUCGCUGGCAUCGCUUGCUCCGCCGCCCUCCCCGCCCUCUCGGGUGUCGAUGACGUCGACAGUGCUGUCAAUGGAGUUGAGGGAACCCUAACCAACGGUGUUGUGGGACCUGUUCUGUCUACUGCUGGUGGUCUGGCCGGCGCCAUCAAGCGCGAGGAUCUUGCCGCUCUUGGCUCGACUGUUCAGACUGUUCCCAGCAUUGCCAACGGCGCUGUUGCCAUUGCUGGCAGUGGGGCUGGUACCGCCGAGAGCCUGGUUUCAGGCGCUGCGGGCUCCGUUGAGGGUGCUGUCGCCCCGCGGGGUGACCUUGCUGGUCUCGGUUCCACCGUGCAGGCUGUCCCAGGUGUCGCCAAUGGCGCGAUGAAGAUUGCUGCCGGCGCCGUUGGUACUUCAGAGAAGGUUGCCUCCAACGCCGUAUACACCGCGGAAGGUCUUGCUGCCAAGGCUGGCAGUCAUGGCAAGCGUCAACUCGAGACACUCGCAGGUCCGGUGGUUGGCUCCACUGCCGCUGUCGUUGGAAGUGCCGUCCCCGCCGUCGUUCAUCAAGUUGAAUCCACUGUCAGUGGUGCUACCAAGCGUCAGGCUCGCGGUCCCGCUGAUGCCGUUGAGCAAUCUGUCACCGGUACCCUCGCUGCUCUGUCUUCGAACCCUAACGGCCUCUUUGGUGCUCUGACCGACCUCAAGCACGCUGCCGAUCUCGGUGAGAUCACCUCAAGCCAACUUGCUGAGGUCCCUUUUCUUCAUCAGGUUAUCAUCCUCCUCGACCUCUGA
This is a messenger RNA of Penicillium salamii, 804 nucleotides long. The record is from the annotation of a GenBank genome assembly. NCBI's taxonomy places the organism in Eukaryota, Fungi, Ascomycota, Eurotiomycetes, Eurotiales, Aspergillaceae.